This is a messenger RNA of Perca fluviatilis (European perch), 5068 nucleotides long. RefSeq names its product fibroblast growth factor 5 (gene fgf5). The record is from RefSeq and is a predicted model, not a curated record. The transcript is spliced from 3 exons. NCBI's taxonomy places the organism in Eukaryota, Metazoa, Chordata, Actinopteri, Perciformes, Percidae. Gene Ontology annotation, molecular function: fibroblast growth factor receptor binding; growth factor activity. Gene Ontology annotation, biological process: positive regulation of protein phosphorylation; animal organ morphogenesis; positive regulation of cell population proliferation. Gene Ontology annotation, cellular component: cytoplasm. Bases 1746 to 2429 code for a protein of 227 amino acids.
GUUACAUUUCUGCUCUCCUCAAUCUACUUCUCGAUCACUUUGAUUCUCAAAUCUCAGCCUCCAUUAUCCAGCCCCACAAAAGAUAUAGCGCCCUUUGCUGUUUUAGCCCCAACCCUCUGGAAUCAUCUUCUCCAUUCUAUCAGAUUUGCUGAAUCCUGUUUUAAGCAGCUUCUAAAAAAAAAGCCCUGCCUUUUCCUUUUUAUAGAUCUCCAUCCAUGUCUUCUUUUUUGUUUUGUUGUAGUUUGGUCUUGUAUUUUGUCAUUUAUUUUUUUACUUACUUUACUUACAUUGGUUUUGUGCAGGUUUUGGGCUCAUACAGAGUAAAUUGACAGAAUCAAGAAUCAGAAGGCACUGAUUGGAUGAUGUAUGCUUCUUUUCCAAUUCAGAGCAACAGUCAAUGGAUGAGCAACUUGCUCAAAGGCCGACAGAACAAAACCUGUGUACUUCUAUCACCUUGCUGCUAGAUGAAGGAAUCUUAACAAAUAAUCUAUUUCCACUCACACGGAAUCAGGAAAGUCACCUAUAAAUAUGUAUUAUAUUUUCUAAGCAACAUAUCUGAGUUAUUCUUCUUUCUCACUCCAUUCAGCUGCUGUGGGUGAACUUACUACCGUAAUACAUUUUUAUUCUUUAGACACUUUCCGCAUUUGUGUGAUUUGAGUGUUUCUUUUGCAUCAUUAGAGCUGAUUCUGACUUUACAUACACUAAACAGUGUGAUGGUGUUUAUUAAACUGUUGAAUGACAACCGGUGGAGACGACUGCACUAAUCAGUUUAAAUAACAUCCUAUUGUUACUGGUUACUAAUAUAGGUGAAAUUAUUAUCUGGGGCAUUCAGUGUUUUACCCAAGGACACCUUCACAGGUCUUUUGUUGCAACCCCAACCACAAAAAAAAACUAGCAUGAUAAAUAGUUAUUUGGAUGGUUUUGAGAGGAUUAUACUCAUCCGGUAGCAGGAGGCAGAAUUCGAGAAAGAAAAUGAAACAAAUAAAAUGUCACAGCAAAAUUGUGUGUUUAAAAAAGUGUAGGCUACAUUUCUAGGCACUUUUUUUCUCAAUAAUCUACAAUCUGAUAAUUACAAUUUCUCUUCUGCCACUGUACACUGCUCAGAAUACAUGAGGCAGCUUGACAGACGCUUCUCCUGUAAGCAUGUGGACGUAUCGGAUGAUAAGGUGGACUAAAGCCUAUAAAUACGGCUGCCAGAGUCUCCCAACUCUGCUGCACCACCUGAUGAUCUCUGUUGCCUGAACCCCACCGUCCUCCCUCCUGAGAUUAACGUGUCAUUAUUUCGGUUCAACUCUUCUUAAAUGGGAAGAAGCGCCGUCAGAAGAGUCGUUUUAUGUCUUUUCAUGUGUGAAUUAUUCGCGCCCUCGAUCUAUUAAUACGAUGUCUCCCUGUGCGUAAAAUGCCGCGGUUAGUGCGUCCUGGCGCGGACUGUUCCUUGGAAAAUGUGCGGUGUCAGUCGCGUUUACUUCACGCCCCGCUGCUGUGGAUCGGUGCUGAGCAGGAGUGGCAUCUCGGCGACAAAAUCUGGAUGAAAGAGCGUCCUUUAGAGCUCAGGCAUGCAUCGAGUAGUGAGAUCAUUGGCGUUAUAAAUAUCCCCGUGCCAGCAGAACAACUCCAGCUACUGCAGCCGGGGUAAUGCCCAGGAGCGCUGCAUGCGUGUGUGCGCACGGUUUGUGGUGGCCAAACCUCAGGAGCGACACCAACAAUGCUAGAAGUGGCCUAGCGAGUGUCUGCUUUUUGGAAGAAUGAAUGUUCCUCUUUACCUUCUGACCGUCGCUCACUUGAUUUGCGCCGCCGCCGGAGCAGAGCACGUUUCUUUGGAGCGCCAACUUCUGGAGGAGGGGAUCCGCUCUGGACGCAGGACUUGCAGGCUCUACUGUAGGGUUGGCAUCGGCUUCCAUCUCCAGAUUCAUCCCGACGGCAGAGUCAACGGCAGCCAUGAACCCAACCAGCUGAGUGUCCUGGAGCUCUUUGCAGUUUCUCAGGGGGUCAUCGGUAUCAAAGGGGUCUACAGUAACAGAUUCCUGGCCAUGAAUAAAAGAGGACGGCUCUACGCCACUGAGUGGUUCACAGAGGACUGUAAGUUCAGGGAACGUUUCCAGGAGAACAGCUACAACACUUACGCCUCAGUAAUCUACAGGAACCACAGGACUGGUCGCGAGUGGUUCGUGGCCCUCAAUAAGAGAGGGAAAGCUAAAAUGGGCUCCAGCCCGCGGGUCAAAUCCCAGCAUGUCUCCACUCACUUCUUGCCCAGGGUCAGCCUGCACGACAACAGCGAGCGAGGCUUCACCAUCACAGACAGGAGCAAAGAGAGGAGGAAAACCCCCCCGCCUCCACCGCCCAAACCUCCUCUGGCGAAGGCGGUCCAUGCAGGAACAGCAGCGAGACGUACGCAAGUCAAGUACUGGCCCAAGUACCGGUUUGGAUAGAUGUCAUAUAGGGUUUGGCUGUAUCGGAAGGAUACAAGGCUCAUAGAUGUUGGACAUACAGUAUAAGUCAUCGACGUGCCCUAAAAAAACUGACAGUGGUCAUUUACGACUUUCAAAGCAUUCCGGGUAUCUAUGAAGUGUGUGAAAAACCUCAAAGGGCUGUCAGGUACAACUGUUGAGCUUCUCUCUAAUGUUAUCGUGUGUGUACAUGGUGAAUUUGAGCAGUGCCCCUGCUUGAGAAAAUGUCCUUUUAUAAUCAGAUGCUGUUAAAGCUGAAAUUUAUAUCUUUAUGAAUAUUCUUGGGCAGACGUACUUGACCUUUUUUUUUGUAUAGUACAUCAAAGAUGGAAAAGUCGUCCACAUUGUUUUACUAUCUUGCUAGCUGAGUGAAAAUGUCGUCAACUGACCAUAUAAUGUCCUCCAUUAUUUGUUAGUUGUUAAGGGACUGUACAAAAAUAAUUAUAGUUAUGUGUGGACUAGAAAAAGGAUAUGUAUAUUUGUUCUUCUUGCUUAAGUGAGACUUGCCUGAAUGUUAUGGAAUAGCAGGAGAGGGUAUUUUGUUAUUUUUGUCUCACCCUAGAUGCAAAUUCUAUUCUAUCUAAUUUGUUUGUGAUAUUUAUUUUUGUAAUAUCAAAAUAAUAAUGAAUAAUAAGUAAUGUGCGUUUUGCAAUUUGCAGAAGACAACAACCAUGUCUUUGCAUCAGGGCUUUAUUUUCCUCAUUAUAAUCAAUAAGAAGCUAAUAUAGACACAACUUUAUUUUCUAACUUGGGACGGUCUAACGAGAUAUUACUGAUACUGCUGGGAAUGCGUUUGCAUUUUUUUAAAGUGAAACGUUUUUGUACAGUCCCUAAAGUAUUGAAAUGAUACUCCAAAGUAUAAUGGGAUGACACACACCUCAAGUUUAACAAUGUUUUAACAUCUGACAAUCCACUCCACCACGCAGAUGACAAAAACAUGAUACGUAAACAAAAUAUAGGUUAUGGAUUUUUGCUUUAAACACUGAAAAAUAAUUACACUGACACAUGGAAAGCGAUCUCCAACCUGGUUUGAAAAGUGCUUCAAACAUAUCUCCUGCCUAAACAUACACAGCGACCAACUGUCCCUUUCCUAACACCAGAUUUGUGAGAAUCAACAUGAAAUCGAGGACUGGUUCUCUGGACACUCCCCUCCUCCUCCUGGACAGCUGUGAGGGAUCAAGGAGAAAACUGUCCAUCAAAACUAUCACUUCAGUAACCGGCUGUCCCCCUGAAAAAUCCAGAGUCAUGACCUCAUGGCAUUCCCCCCAGGAGUAGCACGCACCGCCGUCACUGCAGGGAUAAAGAUGCCGAGAAAGAGCAGUCACUUGUUUUGGGGAAGGUUCAAGCAGUAGGUGUAUCAGAUGGCAAACAGCCGUGGAAUGGCCAUGUAUACGAACAUACAGACAUCUCUGGGGAGGAAGGCCCGGUUGGGCCUCCCCAAGAGCCUGAACUAUAAAUGAAAUGAUGUCUUUAAUUUAAUUGUUUGGAUUACUUGAGCUUGGGGUGCAUUUUUCAAAGAAAUUCAAAUGGCCAAUCUGUCAAACUACUUUAAUCACAUGGUACUGUCAGAACCUGUGUGUUAGGGAAAAUGUUUCAAGUUUUCUAAUAAGCCUGUAACAACAAAGAGUUCAAAAUGUAUUUACAUUGCAAUCAUGAGAAUUGUGAAUAACAAAUGUUGUUUAGGGUUAUGGAUAUGGUGGAUUUUCUUAUAUAUUUAUGCAGUUUUAUUUUUUACACUCAAACUUAUUCAACAGUGUAACCCAAAGUGAUUUACAGAUGUGGUUAAGAUUGCAAGCAACCAAGCAAUGGGUUCAUUUUCAGGCUGUAUUGUUGUGUAAAGCGACAUGCUUGAACUGAAAUCCGGUCUGGUCACUUUCAAAUGUAAUUUAUUACAAUAUUUCUGUCUUUCUCUGUCUGACUGUGCUAAUAAUCUGCUCCCGUGUGUGCCAUGUGUUGCAAGUAUAUGCAAUGCCAAUUGUGUAUCCAAUGUGCUUCAUUAGCCUGGCGAGCUAACCCUCAGAAAUGGAUGAUAUAAAGUAAAAAUAUAGCUCUGGGUCUUAGGUUGGGUUCAAGUCUCAAAUUUGGCAGUGCAGUCAUUGCCAUUUAAGGCAGUUCUUCAAGAUGCGUGUAUGGCCCAGGUGCGGGUCUUAGUUUUGAGUCUGUGCAUAACUCUAUACUUUGUGCACAGACAUCUAUCAAGGCUGCAUUAUAAUCUAAAUGUGUUAUUAAAACAUUAAAAAUAAUGUUGUUAAUCUGCAUCUUGAACCAUAUCUGCCAAAACAUAUGCAAAAUGAGACACAUGGGACACAAGUACCAGUUCAUAAGAGAAGAGGGGAAUAAAAAAGAAAAGAAAUUUACCUAUAGUACCCUACCAGAAAAAAAGUUUAAAAAAUGAAAAACAAAACCGUGUUGGUGACCUAAUAUCUAAAUAGUGUCAAAUGCUUCUAUUAUAAGGUUAAUACACAGGUUAAUACAGGGGAAAGAUAUACUGUGGCCAAGUGUUACCCCAUGCUCUAGGGCCCCACUGUUUUUUAAUGAUCUCUGUGAUGUCAUCAUGUUGUGUGGUCUUCAAUCACAUCCCAAAGAAAUAUAUUUUCUACCAGAAUUGGUUUUUUUUUAUA